Messenger RNA from Lymnaea stagnalis (great pond snail), 3123 nucleotides. Lineage: Eukaryota; Metazoa; Mollusca; Gastropoda; Lymnaeidae. The record is from the annotation of a GenBank genome assembly.
UUUAUCUUCAAAGUAUUCUAAAUUUGUGGUUCCUUAUUUCGGCGACGUUACAGUACCAUUUUUUUUCUCCUUGGAUUAAAAUCUUGAUAGCAUUACAAGUGCGAGUUUACAGCGUACAUCCUUUCCCAUCAGACAUGACCUUUCUUUUCUAGAAAUAUACAACUUUAAAUCUAAUUUAAGAUAACAUCAUGUCUGAACCGAACACACGGGCCUGGCCCAGUUAGACUCUGCCUAUAACUUGACCGAGGCGACAUGCUGGGGGGUCAUUUCUGGGCGAGAUCAAGGUCGAGUCGGGUCACCAUGCUGGCGUUAGUUCUACUGUCCAUAUGUGCAGGUAUGUUCAAUCUGGUCAGACGAUUAAACAGUUUCAUUUUGCGUUCAGUUUAUUCUAAAUUUGGUGUCCAUAUAAAUCCCCAUUUUACUCCCCCCCCCCCCCAGGGCCGUGGACCCAUUGAACGAAAAAUGUUCAUUAUCUCUUUCUUUUUUUUGGUUUUUAAAAGGUCUUAUUACAUCAUUUUAAUUAAAGAACUGAUAAAUUUAUUCUAAAUUUGGUGUCCAUAUAAAUCCCCAUUUUUUCCCCCCCCCCCCCCCAGGGCCGUGGACUCAUUGAACGAAAAAUGUUCAAUAUCUCUUUCUUUUUUAUGGUUUUUAAAAGGUCUUAAUACAUCAUUUGAAUUAAAGAACUGAUAAACUAUUCAAGUAUGUGUAGCCUUUAUUAUCUUAUUUAAUUCUCAUCAUUAUUACUAUUAGUAUCAGCAAUGCUAUCAUUAUGUACAUUAACGGCGAAUGUGUAAAGAUGUGAAAAGAUACGUGCACAAAGGCCAGUACUUGGUUGCAGCAACGUAGCGUAUCAGAGCUAACUCAUAUUGUUCUAUUGACACAAUUUGUUCGUGUCUUAUUAAUAUAACUUAUCAGAGUAAGAAUGUGCAAAGACUAACUUUGUAUGGCUUUAUUUUUUUUAUUCAUGAGGUAAUUGGUUAACAUUCAUAUAAAAAAUAAAAAAUCUUUACAAACUAGCUAAGGGUUUUAUUGGAGAUUAAAGCACACAUUGUUAAGUCAAAGUGCAAAUAGUCCCCGACUUUGCUCUUUUUUUUGGCGGAUGCAGCAAGGUGGAUGAUCUCUUCUUUGAGAAUGCAUUUGAAGCUUAUGCUUACACUGACACCAACAUGGCUGAAAUGUAUUCAGAAUGGAAGUUUUAAAAAAAAUCUUAUGAAAUGACACGAUUAAAGAAAAUGGCUUAGGGUUUAUUCAAAUGAGAAGAGAAAAUUUGCCAAAGACGCUACAACUGAUGCACGGACGGUUCAUCUUAGUAAACUUAAGCCUUGGGAUGAGUAAGACAAAGAGAAUUUCUGCGAUCUUUGUGACCAUCCCAUUUUUAGCUAGGAUCGAACGUUUUCCCACAGAGUUUGAGAUCCCGCGCAUGGCGCUGUUGUCAACCUUGUAUGUCAAUUCAGAUCAAAUCUACAUUAUUUUGUUUUUGCUUAUACAGCCGCCUCUGCCCUCCCCUCCUCCAACUCCACCCAUGGCUUCUCCACCGCUCGCCUGACCAAGGAGGACUACCUCUACCUCAGGACCAUCCCCAGAACUAAAGCCACGUCCCCCAUCCCCGGGUUCCACUACAUCUACGUCGACAGCACCGGGGCCGCCUCUUGGAACGCCAACCCGUCCAUCUACCAGGUCGAGAUCGCCGGCUCCCCGUACACGUCCCAGGCCGCCCUCCAGGCCGCGGCCGGCUACGUGGCCAAGAUGACCAGGAACAUGCCGCUCACCAUCUUUGCUUCUCUGUGCACCAAGUCGUCUCUGGGGAUUUUCACCGCCCGCGAGAAGCUGAUCGUGUACCCAGAGUACGCCUACAUGGCUAACGGGAACUGCGGCACUUCGUGUUCGGGUGAGUAUCGUAUGCUUCAAAGCCCUCUGCACCGUCGUUUUCGUUAUUGGUGUGUAUAGCGGCGACUAUGCGUACACGGGUCCCUUUAGACUAAAUCCCAUUCGGAUGUCAUUUUUUUGGCUGUUUAUUUUAGUUAAACUGAAGGAGUAAGUUUACAAACAUACGGUCCAUUCAAUUAUAUUUCAUUCGAUACCUCAUUUUGUCGUACAAACACAACAAUAAUAUUUUAAAUAGUUUGUUUAAUCCCAACAUCUCACGUCUGAAAGCCGGGUGUGAAUAGAAACGUCGUAAAAGAAUUUAGAAAGUACUUUUAAAAAAAAAGAAACCAUUAUAUUAGCAAUGAUUAAUAGAAUUAUGAGAUUAAAAUCUUAGUGGCACUAUUUAAUAGAAACUCACCUUGACUUGACGACUAAAUUAUUCUCAUAGAAACUCACCUUGACCUGACGACUAAAUUGGUCUCAUGGGGGCUAACCUUAAACACGUGACUAAUUCGUUUUGCAUUUCCCACAAGGCUCCUGCCAGCAGACGUGCACCUUUGACGGCCGGAAGUACCAAGACAUCGCCGGGGUCGGAGGUCAGCGGGCGGUCAUCCUCGACGACAACGUCCUGUGCACCCCCAACGACCCGUACAACAACCGGGAGAACAUCCUGGCCCACGAGUUCACCCACACCAUCCACCAGUUCGCCCUCUCCAACCAGGACCGCGCCAACAUCCUCGCCGCGUACAACAACGCCAAGUACUACCAGACGUGGACGCUCUCCUCCUACGCCAUGUCCAACGAGAUGGAGUACUUCGCCGAGGCGGCGACCGUGUUCUUCGGCGUCAACAGCUACAGCAACCUCAACACCGGCGGCAUGAACGUCUGCGGCGCGCAGUACUGCAACGGCGAGAUGGCCGGGAGGAGCAGGCUCCAGAGCCACGACCCGUCCCUCUUCAACAUCCUGUCCUACGUGUUCACCAACAGCCGUCCGCAACUGACCAGUGGUCUGACCGUGUGUCCGUCAUCACUGGUGGUAGGUUAAAUUAUCGCAGACAUGUUUUUUUUUUUUUUUGUGUAUACUUGGGAGACUGUUUUUAAAUUUGUGUCUUAAUUUUUGGUUGGUAGUUUAAUAAAAUUUUUUUUAAGUAUCUUUUUCAUUGUUUGAAAUAAUUUUUAAUAAGAAAAAAUAUUUGGGUAGGUUAAAUUAUCGCAGACAUGUUUUUUUUUUUUUUGUGUAUACUUGGGAGACUGUUU